AUGCGGGCUGGGGCCGCGGUGGCGGCGGCGGCCGCGGGGACCCUGGGGGCGGCCGCGGCGGCCGCGGCGAAGCUGGCUCUGGGCACGGGCGGGGAGGCGGCCGGCGGCCCGCUGCCAGUGUUGCUUCGCCUCAGCUGUGUUGGCCUGGUGUUUGUGUUGAAUGCAAUGAUGUGGACAGUCUUCACAAAAGCCUUACGACUCUCCUCCUCCUCAGCUGCUGCCUCUGUGACAACAACAGCCUCCAACUUCAUCUCUUCAGCUAUCCUGGGAAAACUGCUCUUUGGGGAGACAUGGACACCUCUCUGGUGGGUCGGCCUCGCUAUGACAGUCUGCGGGCUCAUGUUGCUGCAUACGGCUGCACCCCAGCUGGUGCAGGUCCCAGCAGAGAAGAAGGAAUGAUCGUUGCUGGAAGGGUCACAGUGCCAUGCCGCCCCUCUCCAGCCUGUCUCAUGACAGCAUCCCCAGUCGCCACCAGUCUCUGAACACGCUGGCCACCGAGCUGCUGACCCUGCUCACUGCUCACCUGCUGACUUGCAAAAUCAUGUUGGUCACGUCUUUCCUGGUGGUGAUGUGGUGGCAGUGACAGCCUUGGAGGGAGCUGGUCAACUCUGAGUCAGUAUUGUGAAAAUCAACGCCAGAGGCUUAUCAACCACUCCUCCUCUUCACACCCUGUGGCUGUGGAGCUUUCGCAGUUUGGGGAAUGCUGAAAAUAGAGAUGGUGGUUGUGGAAGAUGCUUAUGCAUCACUAUUUUUCCAUGAAAGGACCUAUCCCAAAAUAGAAGAACAAUCAGAAUUAGAUGCUGAAGGCAGCUGUUAUUUCUGCUCUGCUGUUCCUGACUUUCUGUCUUUUGAAAUGGUUCUGUGCCCGCUGCUACCUGUAAGGCUGUAGAGACUUGCAUUUAGUUCAGCUUCCUCUAUCAGUCACAUACACCUUUUAACUUGCCAUUUUUAUCUGACAUCUAGAAUUUUUACUUACCCAUUCCUGACAUGUUAAUCACUGUAAGGUUGCUGUUCUUUCCUUUAAACCCUUACCCAGAAGAAGGUUUUGAUCACCAUUCCUACUUUGUGUAGGUCAUACUAGUUUUGGUACAAUUCAAGAGGCAACCUGCUUUCACUUGGAGCGUCCAUGUUCAACAUAUUCCCCAUCCCCACUCAUUUUGACAAUUGCUUUAAUGUUUGGUAAAAGGGACUAUCUCAAGCCAUGUUCUUUCUAUGCCUCUAGAUGAUGCUUAUUCUCUUAUUCUCAUUCAUGUGAUGUGAUGAUGUGAUGUGAUGUGAUGUGAUGUGAUGUGAUGUGAUGUGAUGUGAUGUAUGUGAUGUGAUGAACCAGAUCACUGGUAUCCAGGUAUCUGCUAAAUUUUGCAUCAGUGUUCAGGUGUCGAUUUGGUGAAUGUAUCACGAAUCAUCAUUUGUAAGGUAUCAACUUCAUUCCCCUACCUACUUCUUUUUUUUUUCUCCUUGGAAAUUCUUCCAUUGGAAUCCUAAUUAAGAAAUAAAAUUAUGCUUAUAAAUGUA
Molecule: messenger RNA, 1515 nt
Organism: Catharus ustulatus (Swainson's thrush)
Lineage: Eukaryota; Metazoa; Chordata; Aves; Passeriformes; Turdidae
Gene: TMEM42
Product: transmembrane protein 42
Exons: 3
Coding region: 1-399 (132 amino acids)
Source: RefSeq, a predicted model, not a curated record